This is a messenger RNA of Mycena indigotica, 3774 nucleotides long. Its product is annotated as Cytoplasmic protein. The record is from RefSeq and is a predicted model, not a curated record. NCBI's taxonomy places the organism in Eukaryota, Fungi, Basidiomycota, Agaricomycetes, Agaricales, Mycenaceae. Bases 1 to 3774 code for a protein of 1257 amino acids. The transcript has 16 exons. Gene Ontology annotation, molecular function: acyltransferase activity, transferring groups other than amino-acyl groups.
AUGGAAUCCACCACUAUAUUCGAAUCUUUACAGCGAGAAUUUUGCCCUCCCCUCGACUCCUCAUUGCUCGCUGCCAUGUUUGCAGACAUCGACCUCACUUCACCCUCUGCUUCUCAUCAUAUUGCCGAGCUUCGAAAGGACCUCCUCCUCCUCGCCGAACAAGCCGACGCUGAAUCUCAGUCCACGUUCGGCGACGAUUUUGACUUUUCAGCAUCCGACGAGAGUUUGCACGACUUCUGUACAAACACGACUACAACUACAACAACUUCGUUCUCUGACUCAUCCUCGUUCAACUCCCCUCUCGGGUUCCUCAUAGCCACUAUGCCACAUAUUCCUGAAGAGCGCCUUCGAAAUGCUUUGGGUUUGGCAAAGACAGCCACUGCUCCGGACGAAGAGAUUGACAUGUGGGAGGUUAUUGCGACCAUUCUUUCGGAGGAAACGGAAAGGGAAAUGCGCGAACGUGACUUGGAUGAAAGAGAGUAUGAAACCAAGACGGCUUGGGAGACAUCAGAGAGCAAGAAGUCUAUCGUGCGCAAGCCCAAGAAGAACAAAGGCAACAAAAUCACAGUCUCAGAUGUUCGACAACAGCAAAACCUCCGACCAAUGCAAACGACAAGGGCACUCCAAGUGGAUGAUCGGUGGACACAGCUCGCAUCCAUCUCAACCCAUGUUGCAAAGUGUCUUCCUCCGCACCAGCCGGCCUUCUUCCAACGCUAUUUCCAUUCGCCGCAACAUGCCUCAACGCCAUACAACGCAUUAUGUGCUGCCCUUUUUGCUAUUACCACAACUACUGAGCAACACGAGGGCGAACACACUGCAACUUUAUUCGGCCUCCUCGAUUUCCUCUUACCAUCACAUGAGGAUCUCGACGAAAAUGGCCGUACCCGUCUUUGUAGUGAUGUCGAGCUUGCUCUUGCUGCUGCCCAAGGCCGUGGCGAAGACGCUUUAGAGCUUGUUCGAAUUAUGCGCGAACUUGAUAUUGACGCGUCACAGGGACACUUCGAGAUGGGUGUCUACCAUUCGCCUGUCCCUAGCAAAUUAUUUGCGCCGCAGAUACGUGCAUCCAGUCUUGCCAAUGGGCCAGCACCCACCGCACCGCCACCAAAAUUAGCACGUGCGGUUACUGCCCCUGCCCCGUCGACGAGCAAACCCAGUCCGUACCAAUGGCAGGCCGUGGCGCCCCGUCGACGAGUAGCUCAGAAGGACGUGCCAUAUUCGCAUGCUAUGCACAUUCCAACAUACCACACAGAUGUCAAUGGAAGUCGGUCUCGGCCACGAGCAGGCGGUAAUGCUGACGGAAAAGGUGGUAAAGGAGAUGUGGGUGAGCUUGGCGCCUACCGACGGCGCAUAGGAGAUGCAGUAAGGAAACGGGACGAGUCUUUGCGUGAAGCGGCAAGAAUGUGGCAGCGAGGAAAGGGAAACAAAAAGGGAAGAGGUGGUGAAGUUGCGCUAUAUUUUGCAGAGCAGGCCCGCAAAUACUCUGAAAUAGCAAGGCAAGAGGCUUUGGAUGGCGCAAGGGAAAUAGUGCAGGCCAAAAGAUUCUCGUCUCGGAAUCACGACACGGUGGAUUUGCAUGGUCUCACAGCUGCUGAAGCAAUCACAAUUGUGAAGGAGAUCUUGGAGGAGCAAAUAUGGUCUUCAGACAAACCGUUGAGGGUCAUCACAGGUAGAGGCACUCACUCUGCAGGUCAAGUUAGUGUUCUCAAGCCUGCUGUUCGUCGAUCACUUGAGGAGGAGGGGUGGCUUAUAGGACAAUGGGAUGGCGGACUCACAGUUCGAGGAAGACGACCUGCAAGUAGCUUUGGUGUAGCACCUUCCCUGAACAUAAACAACGGCGAUCAAUUUCGAACCUCUUGGCUUUUGAUUCUGACGAGCACGAUGGACUGGAGACAAUUGCGCAAAGGUUUCGAAACGAGCGUCCAAGCGACAAAGGAGCGCCUAGGACGAGUGAAAGAGGAUGAAAUCACCGAGUUGCCUCAAGAAUACAAGGAGCUCGAAACGCGAGUUGACGCUCUACGACAAGCACAUAUUACACUACUCAAGAUCACCAAAGUGUUCGAGUCGGAGGCAUACGACUAUCCGUCCGCUGUGUCAGAGAAUUUUUCAGAAUUCUCCACCUCUCUGGGCCAUGGCAUUACCUCGUUUGCUGCGACCAACCUCAAGGGGACCAAACUUCCCGCCCCAGCCCCACCACCACCAGUGCCGACACCGGAACAUAAGACUCUGCCGCAUGCUUUAGUCAGAUCGGCCAGGAGCGCUUCGGCCUUGUUGCAAACAAGUGAGAGCGGGCAGGAUCAGUUGGGAAAUGCUUUGGAUGUCUAUGCGGCUGGUAUGGACAAAGUUGCGGCUGCGAGAGUUGAGCAGGACCAAGCGAUUAGGCUGAACCAUCUUCAUCCCUGGCAACAGACACUCAAUACCUCCAUAAAUGUCGCCAUGAAAGCACGCCAGGCUGUUCGUACUAGCCGCCUGGAGCUGGAUGGGGCAAAACAAACGUUGAAGAAUGCCAGUCCUGCAAAGCAAGAGCAUGCCAGGCUUGAGGUAGAAAAUGCUGAAGACGAUCUUGUCCAGAAGACAGAGGUCGCCAUAAGCUUGAUGCAAAAGGUGUUGCAGAAUCCUGAACCCAUCAAGCAUCUAAACGAACUCGCCAAGGCGCAGCUAAUCUACCAUGCCAUUGCGGCAGAGACUUUGUCAAAUACCCAAGCAGAGCUGGAGGAAUUGAGUAACUCGGCCGAGGAGCACAGUCGAUUUUCUUUGCAACCCCUUCUGGAAGCGCUGGAGGAUGAUGAUGCCCAUACGCCGUUAGAAGAGUCUAUUGACUCUAUAAUCCCGGAGUUUCUUCGCCAGAGGGCUGCUCUCCAAGCGAAACAAUCCCAGGUGGAUGCUCAUGGCCAAACGCUCCGUCCCCUAACACGGUCUGACGUCUCUUCGCUCCUUACCGCGACGGCCAACGUCCAGGGUGGCUCUUGGGCCAUCUCUCAAGCCAUCGCCAUACGUAAACUAAAGCUCGCCCAGAAACAGCACCAUGCGACUGUCGCGGAAAACCAAUUCAACAUUUUAUCUUCGCCAAAUUGCACUGAAAUGCCAUCCUCAGACGCGUCGACCUCUCAACAAACACGUGCGGUCAUUCAUGCUCUCGAAUCUAUCAAAAGUACGCCAUACUCAAACUCUUUUCUUGCCCGUCUACAAGGGGUUCCAACAAUGGGAGUCAAUCCGCCUGGUCUGGUGUCUGUAGACUGGGAAACGGUCACGCCCUGGAUGAGCCUGAUGAGCGAUAUUCGUCAGCAUUUCACUCUCGCACAUCCCGAACGAGAAACUCCUUCCAGCAUGGUGUCACCCAUCAUGUACACUGCGUUGCAGCCGUGGCACCUCGGGCAAGUCCACAAUCUACUCGAGCGCGCGUUCUGGUCGGGAAUCGAUGUGCGCGAUUCGCUUGAUUACUCACCAGAACGGUGUACGAUCGUCGCCACAUAUGGUCGGCUUGUUGUCGGUGUCGCUAUCAUGAGCUCUCCGCGGGAGACAUACAUAACAUAUCUCACCGUCAGAGCAGGCUGGGACAAUGCCCACAUCGCGACGACCAUGCUGUACCAUUUGAUAACGCUGAAUCCGCACCAGGACAUUACGCUUCAUGUGUCUGCCAAAAACUCCGCCAUGUUGCUCUACAAUCGUUUUGGAUUCAAGGCCGAGGGCUUUAUCGCAGGCUUCUAUGAAACCUAUUUGGACCCACAAUCACGCGCUUCCAAGAAUGCAUUCAGACUCCGUUUGCGUCAGCACUGA